Molecule: messenger RNA, 2659 nt
Organism: Carassius carassius (crucian carp)
Lineage: Eukaryota; Metazoa; Chordata; Actinopteri; Cypriniformes; Cyprinidae
Product: afadin- and alpha-actinin-binding protein-like
Source: RefSeq, a predicted model, not a curated record
CUCUCUCUCUCUCUCUCUCUCACACACACACACACACACACACACACACACACACACACACUAAUAAUCAGUGUAAUCCGCGCGCAUAUGCUGCUCUGUCUUCGCUCGGGUCCCCUGAAGCGUGAUGUCCGAGUGCUAGCCUCUCGCUUUGGCCUCGCAUCUCAUCUGGAUGAGCAGGACGCUGGAGAAUCCCAUCCCAGCUGAAGGUUUCGUGGGAGAUUGGUGGACUCCUGCCAUGAUGCCAGAUCCAUCUCUCGACACCAAAGAGCUUUCCAGUAUUUCUGGGAUCAGCAUGUCUCCCUGCAGGCAAAACUCUCACCAUUCGCUGCAUUCCUCCACGGCUCUGCCCAAAACCUCCUACAGCGUGAUAAGUGCGUUCUGCACCGAGGAGAACAUACCGCAGUGCAUCGCAUAUAUCAAUCAGGAGGUGUGUUCGCUGGGCUUGACUGGAGUCAGUUUAGAGACUAAAGCAGGCGUUCUGAGCGCUGUGCCGGUUUUGAACCUGCUCUAUGAAGUACUUCAGCUGCAGAAGAGAGCUCAGCGAGUACUACAUGAUCUGGAGACCCAGCAGCUGAAGAGCAGCAGUGACCUCGAGCAUCUGCAGCACAGCAACUGUAGACUCAAAGAUCAGCUGGAGCACACCAGGAGAGAGAACUCAGGUCUGCACGAGGGAGAGCGACAGCUACAGCUGAAGAUCAAAACCUUACAGAACUGCCUCAAGUCUGAGAAAGAGGAAGUACAGAAACUGCAGAGCAUCAUCUCCAGUCGUGCCACACAGUACAACCACGACACCAAGCGCAGAGAGAGAGAGUGCACCAAACUGAAGGAGCGUCUCAACCAGCUGCUAAUGGACAAGAGAGACAAGAAACUCUCCAUUGAAAUGUCAAACUAUGUGGGAAGGUCAGAUGGCAAGAGAGGCCUUUGGAAGACGAGCAAGAUAGAGGCCAGACAUGAGGGCGAGAUGUACAGGGCUCUGCUGGGUGAUUAUGAGACGCGGCAGAGAUCUCUGAUGAUGGAGAACUCGGAGCUUAAAAAAGUGUUGCAGCACAUGAAGAAGGACAUGAUCGCUAUUCUGAGCCCCAAGAAAGUCCUCGUCCAACCCGAGCCAGCAGAUGAUAGCCUCGAGCAGGCUGUGUGUGAGGACGAGGAGGAGCCUGGUGACUGCAGCAGAGAGAGUCUGGAGCAGUCGUGUGAACGGGUCCGCCAGCAGCUCACCAACAGCAUCCGCCUGCAGUGGAGGAAGCUCAAGAGCCACAUGGAGAGACUCGACAGCCAAGUGUCGCUGGUGGCGUGUCAGGAGCUCGAGGGACACGAGAUGAUGUCCAGGAAGGAGCACGAGGACGAGAUGCAGCGGAUGAGACUGGAGUUACAGCAGUGUAAAGAGUUCAUCCACAUGCAGCAGCAGCUUCUGCAGCAGCAGCUGAGCUCGCCGUGUGAUGAGGAGACUGCGGCUCUGCUGAACGACUGCUACACGCUGGAGGAGAAAGAGCGGCUCAAAGAGGGGUGGAGGCUCUUCAGUGAACAGAAGAGGAACUUUGAGAGAGAGAGGAAGAACUUCACUGAAGCUGCUAUUCGUCUGGGACACGAGAGAAAAUCGUUUGAAGAAGAUCGAGCUGCAUGGCUGAAGACCCAGUUUUUGAACAUGACUCCAUUUGUAGACCGUAAAAGACCUGCAUUGUCUGAAGCGUACGGUGCAUUAGCAGUCAGUACAGAACCCGAGGCCAAACUGCAGUCCACUCCACCGCUCGCGACCAAGUCCCAGUCCAACUCUGUGUUCUCCACACCUAAAUGCCCGCUGAAGAUGCCCUCCACUGCUGACCUCUACCGCACACUACACCUCAUCCCAGAGAGCAGAGGCCACGGAAAAUGUCCGAGUGGUGAGAUGUUGACAAAGUCACGGUUGCGUAAUUGUUCUACAGCCUGCAGUGUCCUCUCAUUGGUCAGAGACGAGAACAGCCUGGUCUGAUGACACAUCAGUAUUACACUGAUCAGACGCUUCACAAGAGACACUCCAUUGUUCAAGCCAUCGUAAGUGUAAGCUUUGCAGGAGUCUUCCGGUCAUCCCAUCACCGCAUGACCAACACCUCUUCUCUGAUUCGCUAUGUUGUCCCUUUACGGGUUAAGGGUUGAAGAAAACCGAUAGCAUGUUUAGCUGGAUCAAAUUGAUCUCAGAGACAAUCAUUUGCAUUUGCCACCUCUGAAUCUCAUAAAUAUGUAAAGUGGCCAAUGUGCAUUGUGUAGUUUUAAUAAGGUGCAAGUCAGAUUGUGUGAUGUUUGUGUGAGCUGUAAAUGUUACAUUAUUUCAUAAAGCACUUUUAAGGGGAGAGAUGUUAAAUGUAACUUUUAAACACUAAAAUAAUUUGAUAUUUUGAUUUGCCAUUAUUAUAUUGUUGCAAAUACAGAGAUAUCUUGGGCUAGGUCUCACAUUUAGUUCUGUAUUUUAGUAUAAUUUAGUGAUGCCUAGUACUAUGUAUUGAUCACUUUUUUUAAUGCAAGACAUGGAAGAUGUUUUUCUUGUUUGUUUUUUUCACUUGAAUGUUGAAUAUUUAUAUUGAAAAAUCAAGAUUGUCUCAUGACAUUCAAGAAUGAACCCAUGUUUUUACAUUCUAAGGCUGAUUACUUUAGUCAAUGCAAUAAAGUUUGAAGAUUUGAAAAUAAA